This is a messenger RNA of Anopheles funestus (African malaria mosquito), 2676 nucleotides long. It is a transcript of the gene DNApol-alpha73, whose product is annotated as DNA polymerase alpha subunit B. NCBI's taxonomy places the organism in Eukaryota, Metazoa, Arthropoda, Insecta, Diptera, Culicidae. Gene Ontology annotation, molecular function: DNA binding. Gene Ontology annotation, cellular component: alpha DNA polymerase:primase complex. The transcript is spliced from 4 exons. The record is from RefSeq and is a predicted model, not a curated record. Gene Ontology annotation, biological process: DNA replication initiation; DNA replication. The coding region runs from base 762 to 2609 and encodes 615 amino acids.
CGCCGUUGUCUUGCCAAACCAGUGUGUUGUACGCUUGCUGAGAUUGGUCCCCUCACCAACACAGGCGCGCACACGUUUCCGAGAUACGAAACACACAAUUAAUGUCGUUUGCUUGGGCACGACCGUAUUUCUCGGACGAAAAGCAACCCAAGAACAGGAGGAGGGAGAGAGAGGGAGUAAGCGCAGUGUAUAUCGUGGAGAACACAAUCCCUUAUUUCUUGGUAAUAUACAGACUGCUGGAAAUUCAGUCCUUUGUGCUAGAUUUUCGAUAGCUUUAAUUCGUGGUACGCUGUUCGAUCGUAUGUAUAAAAGAUAGCGGUUUAGCGGAUAUUAUAGAGAAAUUGUCACUUUGGAACAAACGAUCGUACAUAUUUAGAAAAGCGAAACACACAUUGUACACGGAACUAUUGUUAAUUUCCCCAAAAAUUGCGCGCAAAUUGUAUGAUCCACCAACUGCUCCAAGCUGAAGGCGUGUACUCGUGGUGCGAGUUAGUAGCAGGAAAUCAUCAGUCAAUACGCCAUCGCUGGUGGGUGAGAAGCAAGCAAACCUUUUGCUGAAAAGCAGAAGCAACUCUCUAGCUAAAGUGAAAAUAAGUGGUUUAGUGUUGCAAUAUGUGUAAGAAAUAGCAUGUAAAGACUGCAUUUGCGUAGCUUUGGUAUGAUUAUUCUUGACCACGGUCCACAGUCCAAGAGAAUUUUUCCGCCCAAUUAAUGCGCCCUCCAAGGCGUGAUCGAGAUAACAGAGUGAUGAUUGCUUGUAGAUGCAACAGCCCCACGACUGGAGUGUGGUGACUAAAAGAUCAGCAUCACGCUUGCAACAUAAUGCGAACACACCGGUCAGAGGCAGUGGAAGUCCAUUCACAACCGUUACCUAUUCUCCAAUAUCUGCUUCGUCCAAGAAAAGUGAUUCAAAUGCACCGAACAAAGCUGGACAGGUAGUGUACACUUAUGGCAGUGCUAAGUUGCUGAAACAAUUCAAUUGGUUACUACCAACUACCACCACCACCAGCGCUACGAAUAACGACAACGCCGAUUCCAUUCCGAUUGACAAUCAAGAUGAGACAUCGUUGGACAGUCGAAACAAGCGAAAUAAUAUCGGCGACAACCAUGGGCCGAGAAGUAUUCGUUUCGCAAUGAAAACGUUGCAAUUUGCUAACGAUGGCUCCAAAUAUAUGUUUGACACGAGCUAUGACCGUGUAAUGAUCCUCGGUGAUCGCAUCUACGAGUGUGGCAAUGCCAUCUGUAAGCGGUUGGCGAUGGAGACGAAGCUAUCGAAGAAACAGCAACAGGAACAGGACAAAACCACCAACAAUCAGACCGAUUCUACAUCGUUGAAAGAGUCCAAUGUUGUGAAAGCGGAGCCCUCGGACGAAGACGAUCAUGCAGGAAAUGAUGGGAUAGAAGAGGGGAAAUUUGGCAACUGGUUCGAUGGUAUAAAGGUACACCAUGUAGACUAUCCCAGCUCGGAACCCAUUCGUGUGCUGGGAAGAAUUUUUGCCGAAUCGUCCCUUGUUGCCAAUGAGACAACUCCGACGGCAAGUGCUGGUCGGAAUCAUGUCAGCAAACUAGCAAUCGUAGAUUACGAUGAGCAUACAUUACGGAGCACCAGGCUGGAUUUGAGCAAAGUGCAGGCACCUUCAUGGUGGUCACUCUUCCCCGGCCAAACCGUGCUGCUCGAGGGUAUAAAUCCGCGUGGAUUGUUGUUUUCCGUGAGCCAAGUACAUUGUGAACGUACGCUGACGCUACCAGUCGCACCGACAAGCCUCGACAAAACGCUAACGCUAGUGAUCGCGAGUGCUCCAUUUACGGAUAGGGACGAUUUGCUGUACGAAAAGCUUUCCAAUCUGCUGAUGUACUGCAGUAACAAUCCACCCGAUGUGCUGAUCCUUACCGGACCAUUUGCCGAUGCUAACUGCAAGCUGUACGCGGAAGUGGCCGAAACGUUUGAUGAAUAUUUCGAGAAAAUUAUCGCCACAAUCAUGAACUCGAUCAGCGGCCAGACGGAGGUGUAUGUUGUCGCAAAUCAUAAUGAUUUAGUGAGUUCGUUUGUGUAUCCCACUCCACCGUACAAAGUGACCAGCUUCUACAAGAAUUUACACUUUCUGCCCGAUCCGUGUCUGUUCAGUGUCGAGGGUUUGGAAAUUGGCGUUACUACAGUCGACAUAAUAAAGCAGCUGAUCGAAAAUGAGUGUACGGCUGCCCAUGUAACAAUGCGUGGAUCGGCCGCACCAAUCGGGGGCGAUAAAAUCAAACGAGCGUACGGUCAUCUCUUUCAUCAGGCCUCGUUCUACCCACUGAAUCCGCCUUUCGAGGAUGUGCCGCUGGAUGUGGAUAUGCUGAACGAGUUUGGCCGGUUGAACCGGAUACCAAAUGUAAUGAUUUGUCCAAGCGCUCUUAACCGUUAUGUGCGGGAAAUAAAUGGUUGUAUUUGCAUAAAUCCCGGAUUCCUCGAUGGCCUCUCUGGAGACGGUUCGUACGCACGAUUGAUCAUACAACCGCCAGAAAUUGAUGAUCAGCAAUCGAAAGAAAAUCAAACGGCCUUCACUGGUAGUGCACCAUUAAAUCCGGCACCGGCCAGUUACAUUGCUUGCCAAAUAGUGAAAACGUGAUGUCGCGGAUAACUAUUAAUAAAAGACUAACAAAGGGACUGCAAACUAUUCCCGUCGACACAACAAA